Molecule: messenger RNA, 2691 nt
Organism: Racocetra persica
Lineage: Eukaryota; Fungi; Glomeromycota; Glomeromycetes; Diversisporales; Gigasporaceae
Source: the annotation of a GenBank genome assembly
AUGAACCAAACUCGCGUUUUUUCCACGUAUCUACGGAGUACGACUUCAACUUGUUCAGGAACAUGUACGAAAAUAUAUAAUGUAAGAAAUACAGCAUUCGCGUUUGCUGCAUCAAAUGGUUACCAACGACGGUGGAAGGCUACAGCUAUAAGUCCUUCACACCACCCCCAGCCUCAAACGACUUAUCUUCCACCCCCACAACCGCGUAAAACACAAAUUCCAUUACCUCCUAAGCCCACGCCUUCUCCCACAACUCCAGCCUAUGAUAAUUCAUUUGUAGGUUUAACUGGUGGCCAAAUUUUCCAUGAGAUGAUGUUGCGUCAUGGAGUAAAACAAGUAUUCGGAUAUCCUGGAGGCGCAAUUCUUCCAGUGUUUGAUGCUAUUUAUAAUUCAAAACACUUUAAUUUCGUUUUGCCGAGACAUGAACAGGGUGCUGGCCACAUGGCGGAAGGCUACGCGAGAGCCAGUGGUAAGCCUGGCAUUGUUCUUGUUACUUCUGGACCUGGUGCAACGAAUGCCAUAACACCCAUGCAAGACGCUCUAUCAGAUGGUACGCCUCUAAUUGUGUUUUGUGGUCAAGUACCUACUAGCGCCAUUGGAACUGACGCGUUUCAGGAAGCUGAUGUUGUUGGUAUCAGUCGUGCAUGUACAAAGUGGAAUGUAAUGGUAAAAGAUGUUGCGGAUCUACCGCGUCGUAUCACGGAGGCUUUCGAAAUCGCCACCACCGGUCGUCCGGGUCCGGUACUUGUAGAUCUUCCCAAAGAUGUUACUGCUUCAGUGCUUAAAAAGCCUAUUCCAACUCAAUAUACACUUCCGUUUCGAGCAUUUAAUGAAUCUCCUGCCUUAGCCUCUUCUGUAACAAAUCAUCAUGUUAUUCUUCAAGCUGCUGAAUUAAUCAACAAUUCUAAACGACCUGUUAUAUAUGCGGGUCAAGGUGUUCUUGCAACAUCAGAAGGACCAAUGCGCAUGAGGGAAUUGGCUGCUCGUGGUAAUAUUCCAGUGACUACUACUUUACAAGGCCUUGGCGGGUUUGAUGAAUUGGAUCCUCUCAGCUUACAUAUGUUAGGUAUGCAUGGUUCAGCUUAUGCUAAUUUGGCAAUGCAAAAUGCGGACGUUAUUAUUGGUCUGGGAUCAAGAUUUGACGAUCGUGUAACUGGUCACUUGGCUCAAUUUGCACCAGAAGCUAAACUAGCAGCAAAAGAGGGUAGAGGUGGUAUCAUUCAUUUUGAAAUAAGCCCUAAAAAUAUUAAUAAGGUUGUUCAAGCUACUGCAGCAAUUGAGGGUGACGUAUCAGACAAUCUUGGCAGAAUUUUACCAUUAAUCAAAAAGGCAGAACGAAAAGAAUGGUUUGGACUCAUUGAUCAAUGGAAAAAGAAGUAUCCUUGGACAUAUGCCAAACCAAAAUCAGACGCGCCUUUGAAACCGCAACAAUUUAUUGAAGAGUUGGAUCGACAGACACAAGAUUAUAAGGAAAAGGUUCUUAUGACCACGGGCGUUGGACAACAUCAAAUGUGGGCAGCACAAUUCUUUAGGUGGAGACAUCCAAGAACUAUGAUUACUUCAGGUGGUUUAGGAACUAUGGGUUAUGGCCUUCCUGCAGCUAUUGGUGCCAAAGUUGCUUGUCCUGAUAAGAUUGUUAUAGACAUUGAUGGUGAUGCAAGUUUUUGCAUGACCGGAAUGGAAUUGGCAACCGCAGUUCAAUAUAAUAUUGGGGUUAAAGUAUUGAUUCUUAAUAAUGAUUUUCAAGGAAUGGUCAAACAAUGGCAAGACUUAUUUUAUGAAGAGAGAUACAGUCAAACUGAGAUGGUAAAUCCGGAUUUUGUGAAAUUAGCAGAGUCAAUGGGUGCUAAAGCUCUUAGAAUUCGUACUGAAGAAGAACUACCUAAUAAAAUAGCAGAGUUUUUAGAAUAUGAUGGACCCAUUGUAUGUGACGCAAUAAUAGAGAAACACGAACAUGUUUAUCCUAUGGUACCAGCUGGAAAAGGAUUGGCUAAUUGCAGAAUAUCAUCCAGAAUAUCAUCACAAAUUAGACUAGGAAAUCGAAUCCUUUUGUUUUCUACACAAGCAAUUACGAAAAAUGAUACAAUUACAAAAGACGUCACAACCGACAAUGUUAAAGAUGACAUGAAAUUGGUGUUCGAAAGUUCUAACUUCAGACUGGUCAGACUUUUAAAGGUUAUUUCGGUAUCAUUUCUUGGGGUUGCAUGUACCGUUGCACCGAUCUCUUUCUUUUACGUGGAUGAUCCUGCUUUCAAGUCAUUUGGUAUUACUAAGGAACUCAUGGCAGCCGCAUUCAUAGCAAGCGCAACGUCAACAUUCGUGAUUCACCAUUUUUUCUCUCGAUAUGUCACGAAAAUUUAUCUUCACCAACCUAAAACACAUCCUACAUUAUUUACACCAACUACAAUUAAUCCCUAUACAAAAAUGACAAUAGAAACUAGGUCUUUAUUCGCAUUACCUAAACUUACAACUGUAGAAUUACGACAUUUAAAUCCAAUGAAUCAAAGUUCUAUUACAUGGAGUGUAAAAAAAAAGUAUUUGAAUUUUUGUAAGAAAAAAGGGAUUAAGCCUCCUGUACAAAAAAAAUUUUGGAUUGAUUAUGAAAGUUCCAAGAAUGAUAAGAAUGAUGUGGAAAUCGUUAAAAAAAUUGUUAAUGUUAUUAAUGAAAGUAGUAGGAUAGAUAUGAUUUAA